Molecule: messenger RNA, 581 nt
Organism: Ornithorhynchus anatinus (platypus)
Lineage: Eukaryota; Metazoa; Chordata; Mammalia; Monotremata; Ornithorhynchidae
Gene: SMIM4
Product: small integral membrane protein 4
Exons: 3
Coding region: 133-372 (79 amino acids)
Source: RefSeq, a predicted model, not a curated record
UUCCCGCGGCCGCCCUCCCGCUGCCCCGGAAGCUCUUCCCCUUGCCAAGGCCGCCUUCCUCCCCCUCACAGUUCCCCCAUCUUUGAUUGACCGAAGUUGCUUUUCCAUGGAAACCUGAUUGAUUCCCUCAAGAUGUUUUCAAGAAGAAAAAUAAGGCAGCUUUUACAGCGGGUGCCUGGGAAGGAGCGCUUUGGCAUUUACAGGUUUCUUCCUUUCUUCUUUGUCCUCGGGGGAGCUAUGGAGUGGUUUAUGAUCAAGGUCCGGAUUGGCCAAGAGACCUUCUAUGAUGUUUACCGGAGAAAAGAGUCAGAAAGACAGUAUCAACGCAGACUGGAAGAAGCAACUACUAGACCUUCACUUUCAGUCAAAUGAAUGUCUUGAAUUGGCUUCAAAAUUCAUAUCCUGAGAAGCCUUACUACAUUUAAACAUUUUAAAAGUGGUGAAAUGAGUUCUUUCUGCCGGUCUCUCACUAAUGAACAGAAUGGCCUACGUGUGAAAUAUCAUUUUACAAGGUAUUUUCAAUCUUCAUCGUUUCCUGCUCUAACUCAGUACUCUUACAUAAAUGAAUCCAGAUAUAAGCA